AUGGGUGGUAGUUAUUUAAUUGCAGGUCGCAAUGUACAGUCUCAUUACCUCGCGCUCGCUGUAUUGACGUCGUUUGGUCUCGGAAUCAUGGCUGUAAGAGCAAAAUCAAAGCCGAAAAUUCAAUAUUCAUCUCCUCCACCAAUUAAUUCAUCUUCUGCAGAAGAGGAAGCUUUUAUCAAAGAAUUUUUAAAGCAUGCGGAUGAAAAGAAAAAGGAAAAUCAUUAA
This is a messenger RNA of Funneliformis caledonium, 225 nucleotides long. NCBI's taxonomy places the organism in Eukaryota, Fungi, Glomeromycota, Glomeromycetes, Glomerales, Glomeraceae. The record is from the annotation of a GenBank genome assembly.